AUGGCCUAUGAUGCAAGGUUUAAUGAUGAUGGUGCAAGGUUUAAUGGUGAUGGUGCAAGGUUUAAUGGUGAUGGUGCAAGGUUUAAUGAUGAUGGUGCAAGGUUUAAUGAUGAUGUUGCAAGGUUUAAUGGUGAUGGUGCAAGGUUUAAUGGUGAUGGUGCAAGGUUUAAUGGUGAUGGUGCAAGGUUUAAUGGUGAUGGUGCAAGGUUUAAUGAUGAUGGUGCAAGGUUUAAUGGUGAUGGUGCAAGGUUUAAUGGUGAUGGUGCAAGGUUUUAUGGUGAUGGUGCAAGGUUUAAUGAUGGUGGUGCAAGGUUUAAUGGUGAUGGUUCAAGGUUUAAUGAUGAUGGUGCAAGGUUUUAUGGUGAUUAUGCAAGGUUUAAAGGUGAUGGUGCAAGGUUUAAUGGUGAUGGUGCAAGGUUUUACAGUGAUGGUGCAAGGUUUUACAGUGAUGGUGCAAGGUUUUACAGUGAUGGUGCAAGGUUUUACAGUGAUGGUGCAAGGUUUUACAGUGAUGGUGCAAGAUGUGGAAGCAUGAAGUAA
This is a messenger RNA of Procambarus clarkii (red swamp crayfish), 540 nucleotides long. RefSeq lists its product as uncharacterized. The record is from RefSeq and is a predicted model, not a curated record. NCBI's taxonomy places the organism in Eukaryota, Metazoa, Arthropoda, Malacostraca, Decapoda, Cambaridae.